AUGACCGUUCCUGUGCUCCCCUCAGGUCCCUCUACCAGCGUGCUCACAGACAACAUCACUGGGGCAAAUCACAACUUCAAGCGUAUCCAAGUUGUGCCCUCCAGUACAGACUUUCUCGAUAUUGUGCUCAGUAAAACGCAGCGCAAAACACCCACCGUCGUGCACAAGGGCUAUCAAAUCUCGCGCAUUCGCUCCUUCUACAUGCGCAAGGUCAAAUACACACAAAGCACAUUUGAAGAGCGGCUUCAGCAAAUCACAACCGAAUUUCCGAAAAUCGAAGAGGUGCAUCCAUUCUACGGCGACCUGAUGAAUGUGCUCUACGACCGCGACCAUUAUAAGCUGGCGCUGGGCCAAGUAGCUACGGCGCGGCAUUUGGUGGAGCAAAUUAGCAAAGAAUAUCUAAAGCUGCUCAAGUUUGGCGAUUCACUUUACCGUUGCAAGCUGCCGUCCAUCGAUCCGGCAUCACGCACGCUACUUAUCUGCGGCUUCCCAAACGUGGGCAAGAGCUCAUUCAUGAACAAGGUCUCACGGGCAAUGGUCGACGUGCAACCAUAUGCCUUUACAACCAAAUCCCUUUUCGUGGGUCACUUUGACUACGAAUAUGCGCGGUGGCAGGUCAUCGACACACCAGGGAUUCUAGAUCACGCACUUGACGAGCGUAAUACGAUCGAGAUGCAGUCCAUCACGGCAUUGGCACACAUCAGAGCGACGGUGCUCUUUUUUAUGGAUCUCUCUGAACGCUGUGGUUAUACGAUAGAACAGCAGCUGUCCCUGUUUAAGUCUCUGCAACCGCUCUUCCGAAGCAGGCCCGUCGUAUUGGUGGUCAGUAAGUGCGAUUUGGUCCGCGUAAGUGACCUCUCACCAGAAGUGGCUGCACAAUUAAAAGCAGCCACAGGCAGUGUGCCCAUUGUAGAAUGUUCACAAAUGACCUCUGAAGGCGUUAUGGCUGUACGCAAUGUCGCCUGUGAUUUGUUGCUGGCCCAACGCAAUGUUCAGGGCGCAGAAGGCGGCAUCACAUCAAGUGCAAAUGGAAUUCUGGCACGCUUGCAUGUGGCCAAACCAGUUGCACGAGAUAAUAUCAAUCGGCCGCCAUUGCUGCCACAAGGCAUUGUGGUGCCUUCUACAGAACCUCUUUUACGCGAGAUAGAGCUAGCAAAUGGCGGCCCAGGAAUCUUUUCCUAUCCAGCGUCUAUGCACCAUCUGAAGGCAGACUGGAAAGAAAGACCGAUUCCAGAAAUUCUCAACGGCAAGAACAUUGCAGAUUUCAUUGAUGCAGACAUUGAAGCGCAACUGGAAGCUUUAGAGGCAGAGGAAGAACAGCACGAAAUGAUGACCGCAGACGAUCGCUCUGCACGUGUCGAGCGGCGCAACAGAGUGCAUGCUAUUCGUGCUGUGCGAAGACACGAAACUGAACGGCGUACACUGACCCGUCUUGAUUCGCGCUCACGAAAAUCCAAUGCCAAUCGUCCUAGACCACGAACGCGUAUCUCUGCACUGGGAACGGAGGCUUCUGCCAUUGAGCGUCCAAUUAGUGCUAAAAGAUCGGCAUCUAUUUCAAGCAGCAGGUCAUUGAGUAUGCAUCCGAUGUCGGAACGCUCACGCUCUCGUGUACAAGGCCGCGAAAUGAAGGGCCACAGCACAGAAAAGGGCCAUGCUACGUCAUCAUCGCUCGUGUCUCUCUCACAGCGCCAUCGCAACCGCAUGGGUCGUGCCGGUGAUGCUGAUCGCCAUGUCACGGCCUCAAUACCCAAGCACUUGUUCGCAGGAAAGCGGCGCAAUGGCACUCACGAUCGCCGUUAA
Mitosporidium daphniae is the source of this 1800-nucleotide messenger RNA. Its product is annotated as nucleolar GTP-binding protein 1. The record is from RefSeq and is a predicted model, not a curated record. Gene Ontology annotation, biological process: ribosomal large subunit biogenesis. The transcript is spliced from 2 exons. Gene Ontology annotation, cellular component: nucleolus. Bases 1 to 1800 code for a protein of 599 amino acids. Gene Ontology annotation, molecular function: GTPase activity; GTP binding; RNA binding. NCBI's taxonomy places the organism in Eukaryota, Fungi, Microsporidia.